Ectocarpus sp. CCAP 1310/34 is the source of this 2854-nucleotide messenger RNA. The record is from the annotation of a GenBank genome assembly. NCBI's taxonomy places the organism in Eukaryota, Phaeophyceae, Ectocarpales, Ectocarpaceae.
AUGAAUCACGACGCAGGCGGGGCGACGUUCGAGAGCCUUAACCCAGCGACGGAAGAAUCGAUCCGCUCUUGUGCCAACGCGCAGGCGGAGGACGUGGACAAGGCCGUUGCGGCCGCUCGCGCAUGUUUCGAAGGUCCAGACUGGGGGUUGAAGAGCACCGGGGCGCAGCGAGCCGCCUGCCUGCGGGCCAUGGGCAAAGCCAUCGAGGACGACAAAGAUGCAUUCGCCCGGCUCGAGUCGGAGGACUGCGGCAAGCCCAUCAAGGAAUCUGUCGACGACAUGGACCAAGCCGUAGAGGCCUUGAGGUUUUACGCAGACUUGGCGGAAAAGCUCGGCAACGAGGAACCGGAGGAGAUCGCGGUACCGGACGACAGUUUCAGGACGCGGGUGGUGCGCGAGCCGAUUGGGGUGAUCGGGGCUAUUACCCCGUGGAAUUACCCGCUGCUGAUGGCGGUGCAGAAGGUGGCGCCCGCUCUCGCCGCCGGCUGCACUGUCGUCCUGAAACCCUCCGAGCUUGCCCCGCUUACGUGCGUCCGGAUGGCCACUCUCGCGGAGGCGGCGGGGCUGCCGCCCGGCGCCUUGAACGUGCUCACGGGGGAAGGAUCUCCCGCGGGAGCAUCGCUGUCGGCGCACCGCGGAGUGGACAAGGUGUCCUUCACGGGGUCGGUGCCGACGGGCCAGAAAGUAAUGGCUGCCGCGGCGGGAGGUCCGGCGGGCGUCCAUCUGGAGCUGGGGGGCAAGGGCGCGAUGAUCGUGUUCGACGACAUCGAAGAUAUUGACGCAACCGUGGACUGGAUCUGCAUGGGAAUCUUCUUCAACUCCGGCCAGGUCUGCAGCGCCACGUCGCGCCUGCUGCUGCACAGCAAGAUUCACGACAAGGUGGUUGCCAAGAUUCUGGAGCGUGCGGCGAGUGUCACGGUCGGAGCCCCCCUGCGUGAUGACGACAAGGAGGCGGAGGGGACGUGCAUGGGGCCGCUCGUCAGCGGUCCCCAGAGGGACAAGGUUCUGGGGUUCAUAUCUAGGGCUGUGGACGCGGGGGCGAAGGUUCUCUGCGGGGGGGGCCCCCCUCCCGACGCCGACGCCGCCUCCACCGAUCGAAAGCCGGGGAAGGGCUACUACGUGUCCCCUACCGUGUUGACGGGCGUGAAGGAGACGGACGAGGCUUGGACCGCGGAGAUCUUCGGGCCGGUGCUCUGCGUCCGGCAGUUCGAGGAGGAGGACGAGGCGUUGGCGGCAGCAAACAAUUCGGAGUUCGGCCUUGCUGCCUCGGUUAUGAGCGCCGACAAGGACAGGUGCGAGCGCGUGGCCCGUGCGCUCCGAGUCGGAAUCGUGUGGCAGAACUGCUCCCAGCCCGCCUUUAUCCAGGCCCCCUGGGGCGGCUACAAGAAGAGCGGCUUCGGCAGGGAGCUGGGACGGUGGGGUCUCGAGGCCUUCCUGGGCGUGAAGCAGAUCACCUCUUGCGCAGGGAGCUUCAGCUACGAGUGGUACGGGAAGUAGACCCUGGGCGGGCAUGUAUAUUCGGUCGGUGAUGAUUUCGAUUCGUGCUUCUUUGGGCUGACUCUAUGAUGCUUCUGCAGGCGAGCGUAGAGAUGCAAGUAGCUUCAGCCAAAAUGUGGCUUCGGUAGGGGGGGACUGGACGCUACAUGUGACCGGUCAGAGGUCUUCCGCUGCGAUUGGGAGGAGAUGGUACGACGCAAAGAAUGAUGCGUGGCAAUUAGCCUGUUGGCCUGUUGGUUCGCUGAAGAAAAUGAUGGCGGCACAGGGGACAUGGACGACACCGCCAGCUAAAUAUUAAUAGUCUGAUCUUGUGCCAUGUCUAAAGGUGCGGAUUUUUGUCAUGGCCAUGGCGGGUAAACUUGGAAUUGGUUGAUAGCCGUGUGGGGGUGGUGGGUGGACGAGACAUGCCGUUGUUGUGCCUCUUGUCCAGGGGAAACUGACUUGUUUCCUCCGUUUGAUGUUUCGUACUCUAGAGUCCAAUGACGGGUCGGACGGUCCGUUAAGUGAGGUUUGGUGUCGUCCUGUCGGUUCCUCAUUGGCUGAGGGUGUUGCGCGAACUCUUCGUUUCUCGGCAGACAGGGCGCUGUGCUGUGCGUGCUUUUGACUGCUUUUUCGCGUGCUUUGGUGGGUGCUUGUUGGAUGUAGAUACCACUGUUGCUGUUUCGGGGGUACAUGUAUUUUGGCGUAUCGAGAGCCUUACAUUUGAUAUGGGAUCCUCUCCUCUCCCCAGAGAAAUUGCCCCAGACGGCAGGUUGAGAUGUUUGACUCUUGUUCCUUUGCCCAAGAAUGGGUCCAAGGUAACGAGAGUCGAAUCGUGGUGGGGCACCGUUUUUCCCGGGUCACGGCAAAGGCUUCAAAAAGUUUCCCUCGUCUCCCGGCGCUGCAGCGUUGCUGUCUAGCGAUGGCUCGCGCACGCACAUUGCUGCACGCUUGGCGGACACCCAACGUGUGGUCAAAGGACACGUCCCAUCCAUCUGGACUGACUGAUGUGUUGCCUUUGGCACCCUCGCCGUUACAUCGCCAACUCCUUCCCCCUCACAGCUUCAUUGCCCCACAACAUGAGACGGUGCUAGGCAGCGGUGCCUGCAUCUGCUGCUGUACUUUGUCGUCAAGUGGAGUGUCUUCAGAACCACAUGUGGAGAAGAAAGCAUAGCCGGCGUUAUUAUGGCGUCAGGGGCACAGCUAUACAUUCAGGCGACUCUAAGUUGUUUGCUCGGCGUCACGUGCCGAUCCGAAGCGAUGGGCUCUCCCUCGUAAUUGUUUUUGGAUGGGGGCCUCCAAGUUUCCUUGUGUUCCCGGGUCCGAUCACUUUCCAGCUUGUCUUGAGCUGCUAUCGCGUUAGUUUGAGGAUAUUCCG